CUUGGGUGCAGCUGCUCAGCCAUGGAAACCCAUUCCAUGAAGCUUGGAGGUCUUAGCUAUUGACUCUGCAGACAGCUGGUGGCUUCUGCGCUUCAGCAUGUGCUGACCCUACUCUGUCAUUUUACGUGGCCUACCACUUCAAUGCAGUCAGGCAAGUACCAUUCUCCUGGGAACCGUCAAACCCAGACAUGUCCAUCGGAUUGUAAGACAGAGAAGCGUGAUUCGUCACUCUUUAGUAGCAAAGAAAAUUUCAUGGAUGGACUUAUUGCACAGGUGGCAACCUAUCACGGUACCAGGCUUGAAUUCACUGAGCUCCUUAGAGCGAUCCAUUCCUUCACAAAUGUUUGUAGAAGCAGUCUGCAUGCCCAGGUACUUGAUUUUAUACACCUGUUGCCA
This is a messenger RNA of Staurois parvus, 396 nucleotides long. Lineage: Eukaryota; Metazoa; Chordata; Amphibia; Anura; Ranidae. The record is from the annotation of a GenBank genome assembly.